CUCUUGACCUUGCAGGUUACUGACCCAAUGAAUAUCUCUGAGCAAGAUUCCGGCUUUGCCUUUGUAAGAGAAUUUAAGCUCUGAGGUUUCUCUUGUGAGUGGAAGAUUCGGAUCCUCCUCUUCUCACUCUUCACUGCAACAUACACUCUGACCAUAACGGGGAAUGGGGUCAUUGUUUGUGCACUAUGGUGUGACCAGAGACUCCAUACGCCCAUGUACAUGUUCCUGGGGAAUUUCUUCUUUCUAGAGAUCCGGUAUGUCUCUUCUACAGUCCACAAGAUGUUGGUCAACUUCCUCUCAGAGGAAAAAACCAUCUCCUUUGCUGGGUGUUUCCUCCAAUUCUAUUUCUUUUUCUCUUUGGGUACGUCUGAAUGCUUGCUUUUGGCUGUCAUGUCCUUUGAUCGGUACCUUGCUAUCUGCCAUCCCUUGCACUACCCUAAUAUUAUGACUGGGCAUCUCUGUAUCAAACUGGUCAUUAUCUGCUGGGUUUGUGGAUCUCUGUGGUUCAUGAUCCCCAUUGUUCUUAUCUCUAAGAUACCCUUCUGUGCUCCAAACAUUAUUGACCAUAUUGUGUGUGACCCAGGGCCACUACUUUCAUUGGCAUGCACUUCUGCCCCCAAAACCCAACUGCUCUGCUACACUCUGAGCUCAUUAGUUACCUUUGGUAACUUCCUCUUUAUUCUUGGGUCCUAUACUCUUGUUCUGAUAGCUGUGCUGUGUAUGCCUUCAGCCACUGGGAGGUACAAGGCCUUCUCCACCUGUGGAUCUCAUUUGGCUGUGGUAUCACUGUUCUAUGGUUCUCUGAUGGUCAUGUAUGUGAGCCCAGGACUGGUGCAUUCUGCUGGGAUGCAGAAAAUGGCAACUUUGUUCUAUGCUAUGGUGACCCCACUCUUCAAUCCCCUCAUCUACAGUCUCCGGAAUAAGGAGAUAAAGACAGCCCUGAGGAAGGUUAUGGGGAGUUCCAGCAUAAUUUAA
Molecule: messenger RNA, 975 nt
Organism: Cynocephalus volans (Philippine flying lemur)
Lineage: Eukaryota; Metazoa; Chordata; Mammalia; Dermoptera; Cynocephalidae
Product: olfactory receptor 11H12-like
Exons: 1
Biological process (GO): G protein-coupled receptor signaling pathway
Cellular component (GO): membrane
Molecular function (GO): G protein-coupled receptor activity; olfactory receptor activity
Source: RefSeq, a predicted model, not a curated record